ACAUAGUCCUCCUUCAACUUUAACAAAAUUAACAUAAACCCUAACUUUGGCUUCUCUGCGAUAAUUUUUUGACUGAAUUAAGGAACACCAGUAAGGCAGUAACCAUGUCAAUUGAUCACGAAGGUGACUUAGAUCUCCUUCUCUCUCUCCAAGAUCGUGUUCUUGAUACUCCGCCUUUGUCUCCAUCUUCUUCUCAUCCUAACUCACCAGGUUAUCAAUCUGAUGAUGAAGUACGAAGGCCAAGCGGAAAUGUGGACAUGUCUGCAUUCAAGUCUGCUGUUGAAGAUUGCAUGGAUUAUGAUGUUGAAGCCGCUAAAAAAGCUUUGAAAUCAAAUCGCUUGAAGAAUCCAACUGAUCUUGAUGUUGAGAGAUUUUCUGGUCUUCGAAUCCGGAACCAGGUGGUUUCGUCAGCAGAGCUUAAUAACCAGUUUUCAGAUAUCCGAUUUGUCCGGCUGUCUACCAUAAAGAAUUUGAUAAAAGGGGACACUUUAUCAGGUUGUUGGGCAACUGUUGGUGUUUUAACUGAAAAAGCAAGUCCAAAGAAGAGCUCUACUGGGAAGGCAUAUGGCAUAUGGAAGGUUGGGUGUUUGGAUGGACAGCUCAUAACCAUAUUCUUGUUUGGUGAUGCUUACAAGCAGCACAGCAAGGAGCCUGCUUCAACUGUUUUUGCAUUCUUCAAUGCGGGUGUUCGCAAAGAUGCUUCUGCUCCAGGUUUUCAAUUGAGCGUUUUCAAUGCAAAUCAAGUCUUAAAGAUUGGUACUUCUGUUGAUUAUGCAGUUUGCAAAGGGCGUAGAAAAGAUGGUGUGCCUUGUAGCAUAGUAGUAAAUAGGCGUCUUGGGGUAUACUGCAGCUUCCAUAGGGUGACAACUUCAAAUAAAUAUACUUCCACGCGUACCGAGCUCAAAGGAGGGAAUCUAAAAACAGCUUUCAGGAAUCCACGUCAACCUGAAGGAAUUUAUAUGGUUGAUCCUUUAGCAAACAGAACGAAUGCAAUGAAGUCUAUCAAACCUCCAAAAGUGCUCUCUGUUGAGGGAUUAAAGAAAGCCUUAAGCAAGGCAAGUAAUGUAACAACAAACACACACUCUCAAGGGAUACGAUUUCUUAAUGAAAUCACAGUCAGUAUGGGUGCUAGAACAGCAAAAACUCAAAAUGCCCAAAAAAACCAAGUGAAAACGGGUUUGAUGAAAAGAUCUCUUUCCACAGCAAAGGAAGGUUCAUCUGCCGCACAAAAGAAUAAGCAACCCAUUUCAAAAAGGGUAAGGACGGAGCCAAGGCAACUCUCAUCCCAGCAACCCUUGGAAACCACAAAAAAGAUGAUUGAAUUGGAUUAUGUCAGCUCUGAUGAUGAUGAUCUUUUUGUAUUGUAACAAGUACUAAGUUAUGUGGACUCAAGAUUUUUGGCAUCAUAGUCCUUAGGAGUUCGAUUAAUACCCUAAUACUAGUUCGGCAUUGUAAAAUAUAAAGGGGAUUUUUGCGGUAUAUUGUCUUGUGUCUAAGGAAAUGUAUGCCAAAGAUAGAGUUACUUGUUUCAGUUUUAAAUUCAUCUGAACUGUGCAUUGUGUCUGAAGCAUGAAGUUUUGAAAAUGACAUGGUCUAAAACAUUGGAAAGAUGUAAAGCAGAAGAGUUGGCUGCAAAUUAAGUUACAAUAGGAGGAAAAUAAAAGUGAAAACAAGCCUGGCCCUUUCCCUUAUUUAAUUCAAACUUUCUUUUGUAUUCCAGUUCAUUUCUCCUAAAACAUCAGCUCAAAUGCACUAUAAAAAGUGGGCUCGUAAGGGUGUGUACAUUCGAUUCUUUUAAAUCUUGUUGAAAUGUAAGCCUCUUAGCAGGUUGGAGUUAUAGUGCAAAAAUAUGGCAACAGUCUUGGUCGUUGUAAUGAAUGUAACAUCUGAAUGCUAAAUAUUGGUUGAGUGUAUGAGAUAUUCCUCAAAAAAGCUUUG
Messenger RNA from Amaranthus tricolor (Joseph's coat), 1938 nucleotides. RefSeq lists its product as uncharacterized. Gene Ontology annotation, cellular component: nucleus; replication fork protection complex. Gene Ontology annotation, biological process: DNA replication initiation; DNA replication. NCBI's taxonomy places the organism in Eukaryota, Viridiplantae, Streptophyta, Magnoliopsida, Caryophyllales, Amaranthaceae. Bases 105 to 1367 code for a protein of 420 amino acids. Gene Ontology annotation, molecular function: single-stranded DNA binding; DNA replication origin binding. The record is from RefSeq and is a predicted model, not a curated record. The transcript is spliced from 11 exons.